AGAGCUCAGAGAAUCAGUUGAAUUUAGCGCGGAAUUAUGAUCAGUCGUCUGUGGUUGCUCCUCAUCCUACAAGUUCCGAUAUUGGCCUUGCCAACGGACACAGAGAACGUGUUUGCCGAUGACCUAACCUCGGAGUACGCCAAAGGAAUCAUCCUCGCCGCCAAGGUGGCAGAGAUGAAAGGCAUGAUGAACCCGGAGGCGGCGCCUUGCGACAACUUUUACGAGUAUGCCUGCGGCAACUGGAAUCGUCAGAAUCCUGCCCUGCUGCUGGGUGAGGCGAUGACUGGCAGUUUUCAGCUGCUUUUAGAUGGCUUUAAUCGAAGACUGUUGCGUAUAUUACGCUCCCAGUCACAUCAAUCAGAACUGGAAAAGAAAAUGCAACGAUUCUUUCUGUCUUGCGCCAACGUGAACCGAUACGAUGUUCUCUACAAGGUGGCUCUCGAGAAUGUCUACCGAGAGUUUGGUGAAAUGCCGGCAGUGGCCGGUGACCAAUGGAACUCUUCCGCCUUCAAUUGGUGGCGAACAGAUGCCCGAAUCCAUCAGAAGUAUGGCAAGAGCCUUAUUCUCGGCGUGGGCAUAAUGCAUGACAGAGUUUAUCUCCGUCUUCCUUCUCGCUACGGGACCAAAUUAAGGGGAUCUCACUUAAUGGAUAUUUUAGAGGAAGCCAUUAUUUCAAAGGAUCUACAGGACUACCUCGGCGUGGAAGCGAAGGAAGCUAUGGACAUAGCCAAAAAUCUUAAUAGCUUUGACGAGAAGCUUUUCGAAAGGGUCAGGUCUAACACAUUAGAGCAUAGCGUUUCGCUCUAUACAAUGGCCGAGUUGGAGGAGAAGUACAUCUCCUAUCUGAACUUCACCGAGUACUUUGGUUUGAUUUUCGGGGAGGAGAAUAUCCCUGACAAAUUGUACGUCGUCGACGAGGAGUUUGUGAACAACAUUUUAGCCUUAAUGCAGAGCACUCCUUCUGCCACGCAGGCCAACUAUAUCCUGUGGCACCUUCUGGACCCCUACUUUGUGAAAGCCAACAAAAAGACCAAGUGGUGCGUCGACCAGACCAAGAAAUACUUUGGCCAGCUUACUGAGAAUCUGGUGUACAAACGGUACCGCAGUUCCAAAGCCGAGGCGGAAGUGUUUUCCGUUUGGGAAGAGAUUCGGGGCAUUUUCCGGGAGCACCUGAAGGGCGACAAGCUAGACUGGAUAACAAACGAUACCAGGCAGGUGGCUAUCGAAAAACUAGACCGUAUGGCAUUGCACAUCAACUCCUAUGACUCGGAAGACUUCGAGAAGCUAUUCGGGAAAGUGGAAAUCGAUAGAUACAACUACGUUGCCAAUAUCCAGCAUUUGCUUUCGGCCAAAGCUAUGGGAUCCGAGGAAAAGCUUAAGCUGCCAGGCGUCUCGGUAGAUGCCAACGAGAUUCUUAGCUUUGCGCCCACAUACAAUGUCCAAGAGAAUAGAAUCACCAUUCCAGUGGCCCUUCUUCAGCCUCGCUAUUUCUGGGGCGACGAAUACCCAGAGGCGCUAAAGUACGCCACUUUGGGCUUCCAGCUAGCCCACGAGAUGGUACAUGGAUUUGAUGGCGAAGGUCGGAACUACGACGCAUCCGGCAAUUUGGCUCCCUUGUGGGACAUUAAGUCCCGGUACGAAUUUGAGGAGCGGAGGAAGUGCUUCCAAGCCCAGUACCAUGCUUACAAGUAUGCUGGAUCUGAGCUGCCGGAGAGGGAGAACCAAUCAGAGAACAUAGCGGACAAUGCCGGAGUCAAGUUUGCCUAUAUAGCCUACGAAAAAUGGCUGAGAAACCAGACGGAGGAGCGGAAGCAGCGAGAGACCAUGAAGGAACUGGACCUAAGCAGUCGCCAGUUAUUCUUUCUGGGAUACGCCCAACUUUUGUGCGACGAUGUCCAUUCACUUUUUCAGUCAUUGGUGGCCAAAGAUGGCAAUCAUGCUCCCAGUAAGUUCAGGGUCAUUGGUUCACUGUCUAACUUUCAGGAAUUCUCCUGGGCCUACAACUGUUCCCAAGAGGCCCCCAUGGAUCCGGAGUACAAGUGCGCCGUUUAUUAGAAGCUUGGAUAGAAAAUAUUAAUGAUUAUAUUGUUAUUUUGUACUUGUCACUCCUAAAACAAAAUUUAAAAUAAUUAAAUAAUAAAUCUAUCAUAA
Drosophila bipectinata is the source of this 2151-nucleotide messenger RNA. RefSeq names its product endothelin-converting enzyme 1. Gene Ontology annotation, cellular component: plasma membrane. Gene Ontology annotation, molecular function: metalloendopeptidase activity. The record is from RefSeq and is a predicted model, not a curated record. Lineage: Eukaryota; Metazoa; Arthropoda; Insecta; Diptera; Drosophilidae. Gene Ontology annotation, biological process: protein processing.